CGUCCAUUUUGAACCGGAAAUAAAGUAGCCUGUAUUGUUAUUGAUCUAGACUAGAUUUUAGUUAGAUAUAGAUCUAGGUUAUAGAUCUAGAUCUACAUCCAAAUAUUCAGAGAUCCAAUUAUAAUACAGUCUAGAUCUAGAAUACCCAGAUAGGUCUAUAGAUACUAGAUCUAGCUAGGUGACUGGCUAGGUUGUUCUAUAGCAGCAAAUUUAAAUACGUUUCUGAAACAUUAGAAAUGUCACUGAGCCCUUUAUCAAAUCAAGGCUCCUUACAGAUUAAAUGGAAUCCAAAAAAUUUAGAGAUCAGGACAAAGUCAGUUGAAAAAACUUUGGAACCUUUGGUGACACAGGUCACUACUCUAGUAAAUCAAAAUGGGCCAUCUAACAAGAAAAAAGGCAGAUCAAAGAAAGCCCAUGUUCUUAGUGCUGCAGUCCAGAGAGCCACUGAAAAUUUCAUCUAUCAAGGAGAACAAAUAGCUCAUGAUUACCCUGAAGUAGAAAAUGAUAUGUUGGCUGCCAUUGAAGAAGUCAGAAAAACAGGAGAAGCUAUGGAUGAAGCCUCUCAAGAAUUUGCUGCAGAUCCCUGUUCAUCAGCUAAGAGAGGUGCUAUGGUGCGAGCAGCAAGAGCCCUUUUGUCAGCAGUUACAAGACUUUUGAUUUUAGCUGAUAUGGUGGAUGUGCAUUUAUUGCUCAAAUCACUGCAAUCAGUUGAAGGAGAUUUAGACAGCAUACUAAAUGCAACUAGUCAGCAAGAUCUUAUGAAUGCUUUCAGGGAUUUUGGAAGAGAUAUGGCAGAACUGACAGACAGAGCUGCUAGACGGCAAGCAGAUUUGAAAGAUCCUCGUAGACGAGAAGAGUUGGCAGCAGCAAGGGCUUUACUAAAGAAGAAUAGUAUGGUCUUACUGACAACUUCUAAGGCCUAUGUGAGACAUCCAGAAUUAGCUGCUGCCCGUUCAAAUCGUGACUAUGCCUAUAAGCAAGUGUGUGAUGCUGUGAACACUAUUUCAGAUGUAGCUCAAGCCUCUGGUCAGUCUGAUGUGCACCCAUAUGAAGGACCUGGUGAAUUGGCUGCAGCCUUAGAUGAACUUGAUCGCAAGAUAAUCAUGGACCCUUUGUCAUAUAAUGAAGUCAGAAGUAGGCCGUCACUCGAGGAGCGUGUUGAAAGUAUUAUCAGUGGGGCUGCUUUGAUGGCUGACUCCUCCUGCACUAGAGAUGACAGGAGAGAAAGAAUAGUACAAGAGUGUAAUGCAGUCAGGCAAGCACUCCAGGACCUACUGACAGAGUACAUGAACAAUUGUGGGAAACCUAAGAAUGUAAAUAAGGCUGGUAAAAAGGAAAGAAGUGAAGAACUUGAACAAGCUGUCGACAAUAUGACAAAAAAGACCAGAGACUUGAGGCGACAGUUGCGCAAAGCUGUUGUUGAUCAUGUGUCUGAUACAUUCCUGGAGACCAAUGUUCCUUUACUUGUUCUUAUUGAAGCAGCCAAAGCUGGAGAUGAAAGGGGAGUUGAGGAAUAUGCACAAGUGUUUAUGGAACAUGCCAGCAAACUAGUCGAGGUUGCUAACCUAGCCUGCUCCAUGUCAAACAGUGAAGAAGGUGUGAAGCUAGUAAGAAUGGCUGCAUCAGAGAUAGAUAACCUAUGUUCUCAGGUGAUUAAUGCGGCCAGAGUUUUGGCAGCUCGCCCUAGAUCUAAAGCGGCUCAAGAGAACAUGGAUGUGUUUAAGGAAGCAUGGGAAAAACAGGUGCGCCUUCUAACAGAGGCUGUGGAUGACAUAACAACCAUUCAUGACUUUUUGGCUGUUUCUGAAAAUCACAUUCUGGAAGAUGUCAAUAAAUGUGUCAUCGCCCUUCAGGAAAAUGACCCUGAUACCCUUGACAGAACAGCCGGAGCUAUCAGAGGACGAUCUGCUAGAGUGUGUAAUGUGGUGGCAGCUGAAAUGGAGAACUAUGAGCCAGGACAAUAUACAGAGAGAGUAAUGGAAGCAGUAAUGGAGCUUAGAGAUCAAAUAAUGCCACAUUUUGCUGAAAAAGUUGAGUUGGCUGUUGAUGCUCUUAACUCUAGUCCAACUAGAGAUGUGGAUGAGAAUCAGUUUAUUGAAGCUUCACGUCUGGUUUAUGAUGGUGUAAGAGAGAUUCGCCAAGCAGUACUGGCUAGCAGGACUGACUAUGAUGACUCAGACAGUGAAUUGUAUGAGAAUGAUGACUACACUUAUGCUCCUUCAAGUGUGGCAGACCAUGAUGAUUACUAUGGAAAGAGUGAUCGAGCCUUGAUGAGAAGGCUACCAGAAGAGGAAAGGGAGGUCAUUCUACAACAGGUAGAACAGUUUAGGAAAGAAAAAGCUUUGCUAGAUAUUGAAGUAGCCAAAUGGGAUGACAGUGGUAAUGACAUCAUAGUUAUGGCCAAGCAGAUGUGUAUGAUCAUGAUGGAAAUGACAGACUUCACUAGGGGAAGAGGACCAUUGAAGAGCACAAUGGAUGUAAUAAAUGCCGCUAAGAAAAUAUCUGAGCAUGGAACAAAUCUCGACAAACUGGCAACAACAAUUGCUGAUCAGUGUCCAGAUUCACAGUCCAAAAAAGAUCUUGAGGCUUACCUGCAGCGUAUAGCUCUGUACUGUCAUCAGCUAAAUAUAACCAGUAAAGUCAAGGCUGAUGUCCAAAGUGUCAGUGGAGAAUUGAUAGUCUCAGGGGGAAAAAACAUAUUAGACAUUGUUCGUGCCAGAAAGUUGGACAGUGCUACAUCGCUUAUUCAUGCGGCCAAGAAUUUAAUGAAUGCUGUCGUGCUAACUGUAAAGGCUUGUUACGUAGCUUCUACUAAGUACACCAAGGGAUCAAAUAAAAAGCCAGUGGUCUUAUGGAAGAUGAAAGCACCUGCUAAGAAGCCAUUGGUCAGACGGGAAGAUCCCAAUGAAAUUGGGGCCAAAGUUAGGAAAGGAGCUGCUGUGAGAGCUGCCAUUGAGCCCAUCAAGGCACUCAGUGAGUUCCAGGAAGUGGAUCCCGACAGCUACUGUUAAUUGCUAAUUUAAGAAAAAAGAUUUAUUUGAAUUGAAUGCAAAAUUAUAAGAAUUUUUUUUUUUAAAGUCAGUUUAGUCUUUGACUAACAGGCACAAAUUUUGUAAAUAAAUAAAAUAGUGACACUUUAUUUGUUGGGUGAUAUGUCUUUACCAGUUAAGACAAUUUAUUUUAUUUGGUUGUGACCAUUUUUUAUUUAUUUAAUUUGUUUCAUUAUUAUCAAGAAUUUUAGCUUCUAAGAAAUCUUUGUGUAUUUUCUAUUUGGUAAUCUUUGAACAAUUUACACAUUAUUUUUUUUGUAAAGCACAUUAGAAACAAAUCUCAAUUUAAUUUAUAAUUCUCAAUUUUUUUCCUAGUGGAUAUAGUGGUAGUAAAAAAUAAUUAUUCUGUAUUGGUCAAAUCUUAUUAUGUCAAGCUCUUUUUAUGGUUAUCAACAAAUUGGCAAGCUAGGAUAACUAUUUUUUCUAAGCUUAGUUCCUGCAGGCAAUUAUGAUGGAUUCUUGACUUCAGAACAACUUUUUAAUUUAUGCUAGCUUGAUAUGAUAAAGUUAUACUGUAUUUGUUUAUUAGGCUUCUAUUCCAAUCAAAUUCUGUACAUACAAACACAGUGGACCACACCUUAAGUGUUAGUCUAUUGUCAGAAAUGUUGAUACAAUGUACAAAAAUAAAACUUUUUAAUUUUAUUUCUGUACAUUUCACUUUGUUGCUUUUGAUACAACUUUUAUCUAUUUAUCUAUCUAUCUCUAUAUAUACAUAUAUAUAUUUAAAAAUAUAAAUGAUCAGAUUUUAUUAGUACUUUAUCUACUGUAUCAUAAACAAAUUAUCCAUAUCAUUUUUUUAUGUUCCUGUUGAAUUCAGUAAUUAGACUAGAUCACAACAGAACAGGCAAUCAUUCUCUACAUUUAUGGAAAAACUUAAGGUUCUAUUAAAUUAAUUUGACUCUAAAAUCUCAUGUUUGAACAGUAAAGAUGCACUUGUAGCAAAGCUGUACAAAUGAAACAUUUUAAAACUCCACUCUACAAAUUGAGGACAAGAAGUGUGUUGCUACCUUUUUUUAGCUUUUUUUAGGACAAUAAGUAAGUUAUAUCUCCAGCAUCAUAGAUACUGAAAUCUAGCCUUAAUUCUAGACUAUCUAUAGAUUGAUUAAUUAAUAGACUAAAGUCUAGUUUAAGUAGCUGUCUUACUGUUAUGAUAGUGUUGAUUACUUUUGAUAACCAUUUAAUAAAGAUAAUAGACUUAGAUUGCUAGAUUUGUAUCUAGAAUGUGCAAAACCAUUGUUUUGCCUUAAAAUAUUUCCUUUCUGAUACCCUAGAUAAUAGGAAACCACUUUUCUGUAGAGAAGGCAUUUAAUUCAUGUUUUUCAUGACAGUUUGAAAAUUUUGUUUUUACUUCCUUGUAAAUUUUAUGUUACAUUUGUGGUUGUUCCUAACAGUUUAGUCCAGUGUUGUAUUUAUAGACAUUUAAGUAUUUUGUACACUAUUUUUAAAAGUUGUGAAAUUUAUUUGAGUUUUUGUGAAAUCUCACAGCAAUGAUGUGUGACAUUUCAAAUAUUUUUCUUAGACAAAAUUUUUGUCUUUUUCAUGAUUAUUUAUUUUUUCUAAUCAUUUUUUCAAGAAAACUCUAGAAGAUUGAACAUAACAUCGAAUCUCUCUUUGUAUGUAAUGCUGCUCUUUGUUGAGAACUUAAUUCAGUCAACUUAUGAGUAGUGACCGAGUUUAGUUUGUUGUUAUUAUAAAAUGCAUGCAGAAUAAAUUAAUAUUUAAAAAAAUA
Biomphalaria glabrata is the source of this 4779-nucleotide messenger RNA. Its product is annotated as catenin alpha-2-like. Gene Ontology annotation, molecular function: beta-catenin binding; cadherin binding; actin filament binding. The transcript has 23 exons. Gene Ontology annotation, biological process: cell-cell adhesion; cell migration. The record is from RefSeq and is a predicted model, not a curated record. Gene Ontology annotation, cellular component: catenin complex; adherens junction. Lineage: Eukaryota; Metazoa; Mollusca; Gastropoda; Planorbidae. Bases 237 to 3011 code for a protein of 924 amino acids.